CUAUGGUCUUCCACAAGGUCUGAUGUAUCUGGAGAUCUUCUACACACAUGUAUCUUUCCCUCACACUUUUUAGGAGCCGGGCCCAGAGACUGAGAGGUUCAGACCCCCUUGCCAUCCCUUGGUCARUAGCAGCAUCACCUGACAGGGAUCCCAACUGCAUCGCUUCACCACCAUCCAGCAUCAUAUUAUCACCUGCGGUGUCCCAGACGCGGACCAGCCGGCCCAAUAUAGAUUCAUUGGGUAGUCUUUUGUAAUCUCCCCUUAAGCCACGAAUGUUUUCUGGGGUCAGAGACUCAACAAUAACUACAGGUUCAGAUUCCCCUGCUAGCUGUGAGGUUAUUGGCUGCCCAUCAUCAUCUACGGGGCGAACGGAUUUGGUUUUAUGUUUCUUUCUCUGGAUAGGGGCAACUGCUACUGGCUUAAGCUCACUGUCUGGUUUAGCUGCAGCYUGAGUGACUGGGGUGUCUGCUGACUUGUCCUUUGGUCCAUCCGGCUCUGUCUCCUGCCCUACAGCAUUGAGCAGUGUGCGAUAAACAUUAGCCAGGACCCAGCAUAUUGCAAUGAGCUUCUUUUCCUUACAGUUCUCAUUGCAUUUCUCUUUCAGGUAUUUCCCCACUUCAGCUGGGUUCUGAACUUUUUCAGGMGGGAAGUUAAAGGCUAUUGGUUCAGAGAAUUCCUUCAGUAUUUGGCCUAUAUUUUCCCAUAUCCCACACCACUCAGAUUUUUCCACACAUGGGGAAGGUGUAUGGGUAGCCCCUCUGGAAAACUCAGCUCUCAUUCUAUACAUGCUGUAGAUGGUAUAGAGCAUUCCUACCAGGUGGAACAUCAGGAAAAUAGCAUCUUUGACAUCGAGGGGAAACUGAACAUCCUCAAAAGGUGAAAACAGGUUACCCAGACUAGGACGGAGAAACAAUAUAGUAUACCAGGUUUCAARAGCUCCCAGUACCUCUCUUAAACUUUUAUAGAUCAUCACUACCACACCUAUAAAUAUAACAACAGGAAUUCAUAUCCCUGAUCUAUAAAACUUCCAUGCAAGGGACAAAAUUGUCCCUAUAUAAGGAUAGGCAAAUAGACCUAGAGACCAAAAUGACAACAUUACUUCAAGGAGCAUGGUGACUUCUAACGGUAAAACAAUUCCAAGCAUUUAAAACACAAAUACAAUUADUACAAUUUUCUCUUCACUUUCUACAGCCUCACGUUGGGCGCCAAAAAAUUUGUCUCGGUUUKGAGACAAUGUUUUCAGAGGAAAAACGUUACAGGGGGAAUGUUUCCUCUGAAAUGAAAAUAAAUUUGAUAGUUUUUUCCACCAACAAGAAAUAGAUGCUGGGCAAAAAAAGGUGAAGAGAAAAAAGGUAGUUUAUUAACAACAACAACAAAAAAACCACAGUGCCCACAGGACACAGAUAAAGAGUAACUGUCAGAGAACAAGGAUACAGAUAAAAAGUAACUGUCAGAUAUUCAAACARAAAAGAAACUCGCCACGCAGCAAGGCAGCGACUCUCCCCCCGGGAAAAAAAAGACCAAAAGGAAAACCCACGUGGCGGUUCUUGUAACAGUGGCAAAAGGGCAAAAAAAAACAACCGAAAGAAAAGUACCACAGUCCCAGCUUCCCAGUGGAUGAUGAAUGAGAGGGCUCCGCGUGCCUCCGCUGCCAGCCCGGUCCGCCCUGGAAUCCCGGACCGAAUGGAGCCGUGAGGCCCCUCCCUCGGCGGGACCCAGGAGCAGCAGGAGACGCAGAGGGGAUGUUCGAGGAAAAGCCUCCGAAGCCAACCAACUGAGCCAGCAGAAACCGCGACACUGUAACUCUGCUCCACGCAGCAAGGCAGCGACUCCCACGAGGAGAAGCGGAGAGAGAGAGAGAGAGAGAGAGCAGCUCGAGCAGCCAGAUCGCGUGGCAGCCCUGGCCGUUAAACUGUCCGCUGUGACUUCCCAGCAGCCCCUGCUCCUUCUUCCGGGUUACAUGUUAAAGAUACAAACAUCUUUUUUGGCGUAUAUGUCAACGGAAAAGGAAUACAGAACAAAACUGGCACCAAAAAAUCAACCCAAGACAGUAUCACACUGAAAUAUCAGAAGUGUUUGAUGUCUUAGAAAAAAGAUUUUAUUAAUUUUGUGUGUUUGGGAUAAUAAUACCAAUUAUAUGCUAUAUAACUAGAGUAAUUUCCUUUUCUGCAAUUAAAAAAAUUGAAAGGCUCUUAAAUUGGCAUCAAGUUGGACUCUGGGAAUCUUAACCCAAUGAUAUUUUUUUAAUUGGAUGAUAAACUGACAUUUCUCUUUACUUGGACUGCAGUCAUUCUCACUGCAAAUGUACUGUUCAUGGAGUCCUCAGCCUCUCGAGAUUUGUCACUGUCUUUGAGGUUUCUAAUUACUUUUUAAGAGCUAGACUGAGCAGCUCUCUGCCUUUGCUUUCUAGCCCCUUUUACCUCUAGGAUACAUUAUAACUCCUGAUGUUUCUUAUCCUAAGUGAUAGGACCAUUAUAUGCAUGUUGCACAUCUCUCCCAUUUUCUACAGUGAUCUUGUUCCAGUUUUGCCAUUUUUCAUGGUUGGCUCCCCAGGUUUUUUUGGAAGUACUAGAAUGCCAUUGCUGAGAUAUUCUUAAUGAUUUGUUGUGCAUUCCUCUUACCUUCUGGUUUCUUUCCUUACGCUCUUAGUUCAUCAGAAGCGCCUUUUCCUUGCUUGACAAUGUAUUUUGCUUUUCUUUCCCUCUUGCUUUUUAACUAUUUUCAUUUUGUUGUAUCCAAUUCUUCAUGUUCCUCUAAGCAGUUCUUUAGUUAUGCUUGUACUUGAGUUCAUACCUAGAUUAACUUCCUUAAACAAAACUUUGAGAAUUCUUUCAUCUUCUUGUCAUGCAGACUGGAGAAUCAGGAAUAAGGCAAUUGCUGAAUAUUUUGUGCUCUGUGUGGCAGGAGUGAUGCUUGACUGGGUACUGAGGCCUGAGUUUGUAUUUUUGCAGUACUUUUAAGUAUUGUAUUGCAUGUACUUCUUGGGAAAAAUAAAAUAUGUUCCAAAUGUGUACAAUAGAAUUAUAAUUCAAAACCUUUGUGUUGAAUUGGCAGUAAAUACCGGUUAAAUUAACUUAUUUGAAGUUCCUGAUUAUUAUUUGGCAGGGGCAAAGUACCAGCUUAAAGAUUCAUACUGUGCAAGUUGCCAAACGAAAGUUGUGAUCUUUUAACUUUAAACUAUUUUAGAUAUUUUGGACUUAUUUCUGUGUUUCAGAAGAUAAUGUUUGUCCCCUGAUUGCUAGAGCUUGCAAGUCAAGGGUAAUGUAAAUCUGAGAAAAAUGGCAACUUUAUGAUGGUGUUGCUUAUAUUCUGAAAAAUAUGCAUGAGGAUAAUUCCAUUUAAGUUUCAGAUGUUUUUAAUGCAUUUUCUUCUUCUAAGACAAACAGACUUUUGAGUCUAUUUCCACAGUUUGUAUACUAACAUAGUUCCGUUGCUUCUUUGCAAUCUUAGUGUAGAUAUAUUGCAGUCCUUCCUGGGAACAAUUGGUAAGCACAAAUAUUUUUAAGCGUGUUGUUGAUGCAACUACUCAGAAUAGGGUUCUGAAUCUAAAGGGUGUUCCACUUUGCUUCCUAACCACGCAGAAGUGAGGGGUAGAUUUAGAGUAGUCUAUCUUUGCAGUGUGUUUAUGGCCUAGGUAAUAACCAUGCCAUGCAAUUACUAUUAAUGGAUCCAUCUUUAAAUUCCAUGUCCUGGAAUAUCACUCUGCCUCAGGGGUUUUGUGUUUGAGUAUAUGGUUAUUCCAGUUCCUCACUCUGGAUCAUGGAGUUAAAUCACAGCAGUUAACUUCUGUAUGGGUGUUGUUGUAUGGCAUGGACUGUGAAUUUCUUCUUUUUUAUCUGAUGCAUCUGAAUUUCCACAGGUAGCUGGGGUAUAAAAACCCUUGCACCCUGCCAUAGAAGAUCUUAAGAACGUCUGUGUUAGCCCUAUGUAAAAAAGAAUUUCUCCUCAAUCUCUUCAGCUUCACAACUAAAAAUGUAGCAGUAAAAGGCACUACAGAGUUAAAACAGUUCUUCAAUGGAACACAGGUUCCAGUGCUAGGGAUUCACAGUGGAAACGAGCAACAUUUAGUACCAACUAAAACUAGUAGCAUUAAGCUUUUUGUUACUCUUAUCACAGCCAAGCUGCUUCUGUAAAAUAUUUGAAAUCACACUGUAUUUUUUUUCAUCACAGAGGGAGAUUUCUCUAAAUUUCUGAUGGUUUUUGAAAUUAGUAUUAAUUUCAAAAAAUUAAUACUAAAGAAAGAAUUUGCAUAGUUUGUGUCAAACUAGUAUAAUUUUUUUAAAUUCAAAUUUUCAGUUGUCUGGUCAAUAUAAACCAGUCCCCAGAUACAUUUAUUUGUAAUUAAUUUGCCGUUUGUAAUAUGCCUGCUUGUUUUUCAGAAUAAUGUAAAAGCUAUCAGAAUUUUGCAUAAAAUGCAGGAAAAAUAAAAUUUAUUAAAAACCCCAUAUUUUUCUCCAAAAGGUGCAGUUAUCCCUGAGCUGAAAUAGAAACAGUAUGUUAUCCUGCAGAAAGCAGGAAAAGGAAUUUAAAAAAAUCCAUAGCUAAGGUGAUAACUAAUCUAUAUAUGUAGAUACAAAUAAAUUAUGCUUUUUCAGUCUGGAACCUCAUCUUUUGUAAAUUAGGUAAUUGUUCUGGAUUUCUACCAUGUUUGAAAUACUUAAUUUGGAUUAAGUAUUCUCUGACACAGUACUUCACCUAGCAUCAAACCAUUCAGUCUUUUGAGUUCAUAACAUAAAAAAGAGUAAAGGUGCAGUAUGUGGUCAUCAUCCAAUGUGAUGGUGCUGGCUUGGAGAAAAAACAACUUUUAUUGCUGUCAAGAAGUUAAAUGUCUGUUUCUUCUUGUUUCAAUUCUGCUUCUUCUGAUGAGCCUAUCCAGACACAGAAAUGUUCAAAUAUAAAUAAAAAGAGAGACCGUUUUUCUUUUUCAAUUUUUUCCUGUCUGUUUUUCUUUAAUUUGAUAUGCUUACAAAUUAAGAGCCUUUUAGGAAGCUGUGUAGAUCUUUACGAUUUUAAAAUUAAGGAGAUUCUUCAAUGAAAUAACAAAUACUUGUUUCUGCUGUUUGUAUUGUUUAAGUCUUUUAGUCUGUUUUUUCUUUUGUCAGAUCAUAGAGUAUAUAUUAGAUUUUAAGUAUUGUCAUAACAGUUUAUUAAAAAAACCCCAUAUGUUUAAGGAAUAGACAGAUCCCUUGGGGUUUGGGAAAAAUAGAGAAAACAGUGGGUUUCUUAUGAGCUCAGUUCAAUUCCCCACUCUCUUUUAAAGAAGUAACACACUUCUUCAGCAUUAGCUGAUCAAGAAAUGAACAUAGUUUUUGCCUAAUGAUGAGUUUCUGGACAGAUGAACACAUACCAUGCAUGAGGCAGAAAACAGGAAAAUACAUUAAUCUGUAUAGUCAUAGAAAAGUCCUGUUUCCUAGGAGCAUGCUCAUCAGUAAUGAUCCUGUUUCUUCUACCGUCACUCAGACUUACCAUGUUUAAUUAGAUCCAAGUGUGCUGCAGCAUUGGACCCCUAAGAGAAAUAUGUGGAUUUCUCCAAAGGGGGUGACUUCUGAGCUCCUCUUUUGGAGGGGUGGUAUAGAGAUUUGCAAGUGGGUGCCUGGUAUUCUCUGCCAGCAGUAAACCCAUGAUGGAGGUGGACCCAAUCUCAGUAAAACAUUCUUCAACAACGAUGAAAAGAGUGAUUUUCUACCAUAAAGUUGUGACAGUAAUUCAUCCAUAGGGUAAAUAAAGAAAAAGUCAUCUUCCUUUGAAUUUUCCUGGUAUUGCUCUUAACGUUUAUUAGAGAUAUCUCUGAUCCAAAAAUGAUCUGAGCAAGACUCUGCAACUUAUAUAAUUUUAAGUUGUGAAGUAGGUAGGUUUAUUGCAGCGCUGGGUGAGCAGGAGGUACUCCUCUAAGCCGCCCACACCGCAGCACGGGCACCGCUUGGUAUAUAUCAGGUUACAUGUUACACAUUCACCGAGUUUCUCAAUUCGCCUAUACAUAUGCAUGGCCUGUCCCCGCUUUGUAUUAUAAUGAGUUUAAAAGUCAUUUCCAUGCGCUCACGCCUGCGCCCUGUUAUCUGGUAGUGGGCUCCGGGAGGUCCAGGAGGAAGUAAAAUACUCAUCCUCUUGUCUUGAACUUUUCACCUUUCUCUCUUGCGCAUGCUCUCUGGGUCCCCGGCCCAAGUCCAAAACAACAACUCUGGUUCUGACCAGAGCAGGGGUUCCAUGAAUACAGGCUGGGUCACAGUCCCUGCUUUUGUCAAUAAUCUUUUACUUCUCAUUCUGCUUUGACAAACACAAUCAAUGUUAAGUAAACAAUAUACAUUGUCUAGCAAGCAGUUUCUAACAAGUUACCCUGUAACUUCUAACUUCCCUGCAUCAUCUCCCUCUUGAUAUUGUCAGCAAAUUUUCUACUGUUGUGGGUUAAAAUUCUUCUCCUUUUGUUCCCUUUCUUUGGGAAUUUUUUUCUUUCCCAUUUGUUGCUGGGAUACACUAAUUGCUGGGUCAUCCUUUUGAUUGGCUGCGUGAUUAACAAAGACAAUGAUACCUAUGCCCUACCCUAAUGGUCUGGCCAAGCGCUCGGAGAGAGUUUUUUUGUGUGGUGGGGGGGGAUUUGCAGUUUUUUUCGCUGCUUCGCUGAGAAGAGGAGGUCUGCUUGCUGGCUGCUACGGAGAAAGCUGGCCUGCCUUCUUUUCUGCGGAGACCAGCACUCCUGCUCAUUGGGGUUCCUGCUUGCUGCACCCUGGUUUUCUCUCCUGUGCCUUGCCGGGGAUUCCAGUUUCAGGGGUGAGCUCUGCUCCAUCCCGUCUCGCAGCGGCGGGAUUUCUGCUCGUCUCUUUGCCGUCCUGGAUUUCUUGCUGUCCAGAGGAGCACCGAGAUCAGCGUUUCCGCUGUGAGCUUUGCAGAGAAACUUUUCUCCAUCCACCUCUGCCAUUUUUUGUCAAUCAUUGACGCCGCGGGAGAUCUGAGCCAGCCGGGACCCGCGCCACCGUGUCCCCUGCAGCCGCCGAAGAAUCACUGCGCCCGCCCUGCCCGGACAGGAGCCAACAGCAUCCCUGCCACCUGGGACUGUAACUGCACCAAAGGGGAGGCUGUGUCUGUAUCAAACCAGAUGAGUUUAUGAAUAAUAAGAAAUCACAUGAAGUGCAGGUGAUGUCAGAGCUGGUAGACAACAUGGCGAAUUAUUGUGGGAUAAAGCAGGUGAUUGAUAUAGGUUCUGGAAAAGGCUACUUGAGUUCAUUUUUGUCCAUGCAAUAUAACUUAAAGGUUUAUGGCAUUGACUCGUCAAGUUCCAACACAAAUGGUGCUCAUGAAAGAAACAGAAAAUUGAAGAAACACUGGCGAGCAUAUCAGAGUCGAGGAAGAGAAAACCUCAAAUGUCAGAGUUUGGAAAAGGCAAAUGACAGACCAGUGGAAAGUGAAAUUACAUGUAAAACAAUCAAUGAAGAGCUCUUAAAUAAUGUGAAAAGUCUUCAAAAUCAGGACCAAGUGAUUAUCCAAGAUUUAGUUCCUUCUUCUGGUUUCAUGGAAUUGACUACACCUGAAACCAGUGCAGAAACUGAAGCUGAUUUGGUGACUAGGACACAGUCUCAUGAAACCAAACUUUCUGAAGAGGUCCCUGAUACUCUAAGUGUUCUUCCUGCUGAUGCUGUAGAAGAUUUUUCUUCACCUCAUUAUAACUGUGGGGAACUCUGUGAAAAGGAAAAAGUACAAAGAAAAAUGACAUCUCUCAAGAGUAAAGCAAGAAAGUCAAGUGAAUCGAGUCUGUAUUUUCCACUGACCUCUUGCAUCACUGCAGAAACAGAACUCAGUGACAUCAUAACAGAUCUGGAGGACUGUAUGUUGGUGGGUCUGCAUACAUGUGGAGAUCUUGCUGCAAAUACACUACGAAUUUUUGCUGCCAAGCCUGAAAUCAAAGCCAUUUGCAGUGUGGGCUGCUGCUACCAUCUGUUGUCAGAACAGUUUGAAAACCAAGAAGAAUGCCAUGACCAAGUGUGGGGGUUUCCCAUGUGUCAGUACUUGAAGGACAAAGGCUGGUGUUGUGGUCGCAAUGCUAGGAUGUCAGCAUGCUUGGCUUUGGAGCGAGUUGCAGUUGGCCAAAUGCUGCCUACAGAAUCAUUGUUUUAUCGAGCUGUUCUUCAGGUUAUCAUAGAAGAAAUUUAUGGUGUCACCAAAAGUGAUCGACAUGUUGGAAAAACCUUCUCCAAAUCAUCCUCCUUCAUAGAUUAUGUCAGAAGGUCUCUGAAAAAGCUGGAACUGGAUGAUUCAAAGCUCCCAGACAGCUGUAUAAUGAAUUACUAUGAAAAGUACAAGCACAGAAUGAACGAACUCGAGGCAUUUAAUAUGUUGAAGGUUGUUCUGGCUCCUUGCAUAGAAGUUUUGAUACUUCUGGAUCGUCUUUGCUACCUCAAGGAGCAGGAAAACAUUGCCUGGUCUGGACUUGUGAAGUUAUUUGAUCCUGUGAAGUCCCCCAGAUGCUAUGCAGUUAUUGCUCUGAAGAACCAGUCAUGUUUUUAAGUGGAAGCAAAUUGCAGAGCUUGGAAAUUCUGAACUGAUAUUGUUGUUUCCUCCCUUUUAUUGUGUUAUUUUUAAUUGAUUCCUCAAAUACAGUGUUUGCUUUUCAUAUGCAAAAAAAAAAAAAGUGCAAUGCUGCUUUAAACCUUCAGAAAUAAAUAUGUCCUUUAUAAAUAGGAUUGCUUCCUUAUGUCAGUUAUUAAACAAUGUUGAACAUAUUCUUUAUUAUAAAUAUUAUGGUCCAUACUGUGUGAUUAUUAUUUAAAAUAACAUUUAUGUUUUUUCUUUUUAAGGUAUUGUGGUUGUAUAUCAAUAUCCUUUCUCUUGAUACUUCUAAUGCCAAGAUAACCUUCUCAAUUUUUACCAGUGGCUGGUAUCAGCAAUCUCAGACUAGGCUCACUUUUUUUCUGUUCUGAAUUCAGAUGGUGCAAAGUGUAACAGAAAAAUUACCUGCACUGUAAACAAGAGGCUCAUAGACUAAAUAGGAUCUUUGUGCUUCCUCUUCUUCAGGUCAUCGAGACCAGCUCAUAUAUAGAGCAGCACAGAAGAGCCUGGGUAGGGUCUACCUGCAGAGGACAGUUUUGUGUUAACCCCUUCUUCCUUCAGGCAUUUUCCUGCAUGCACUCAUUUGCCUGUCACUCUGAAAGGCAAAUAUGUGUGCUCUAAUCCAGUGUGAGAUUUCCCAGUGCUUAAGAAUCUGCUGCCUGCUGGGAUUCACUCUGUAAUCCUUGGUUUGUAUUGGAAAGCUAUUACCUGGCCCAAAUCUGUUGGGUAUAAAUACUUUGGUACCCAAAUGAAUUAAAACUUCCUAGGCAGUUUCUUGUAGCUGUGUUGCAUUCAUGAGUGGGAAAUUUAUUUGUUGAUGUAUUUAUCUCAAUUAAACUUGCAGAUUUUCCAUCAAAUAAAAAAACAAAGUUUCUUUUCUAAGUCCUAGUGCUUUUAUUAGAAUACAAUUAACUACUAGUGCACAGAAAAACAGGACAACCAAUAAUAUUAAAAUACACCAUUAAAGACAAAGAAGAGGGGAAGAAAGAAAAGGGGAGAAUACGCACAGAAGAUGAGAAUAACAAAAAAUACUUUUAUGUUAAUUGUACAAUAACAGUAAUUAGACUAAGACUGAGAUGUCAGUAGGAAUGGACCUUACUCUGUUGCAGUUUGCACAAUAUAAUGAGAGCUUGUGAACAUAGCCAUUCAAGAGAAGUAAGGUGUUUUUCUAACAAGUCACAUAUUUCUUGAUGUAUUCACUUGGAAGAAAUAAUUUGGUUUUAUGUCUUCUAAGUUCAUUGCUAUCUAUGUUAGAACUCCCAGUCCUUAUUAGCUCCACUGGUUCCAGCAUAUGAGCUUCUGAUAUUUAUUUGGCCCCAGAAUAUUUAAUCUUUAGAGGUGCCGAACAUCUUCAAUGUUCAAGGAAAUUAACAGAAGUUGCAAGUGUGGAGCAGUAGAGCUUAGAGAAAAAUGAGGCCUUCCAUACAUGCCACUUUUUGUAAUAUAGAGAAUACUGAGGAAACUAACAAGCUGCUGAAUAAUUUUGCCAGGUGAGGAAUCGAAAGAAAAUCCUUUCCUAACCUCUAAGCAUCUGGAAGAAAAAAAAACCAAACCAGUAAUAUCUAAUAUAAAAAGACAAUCCAAAGUGCAUGAUGUUAAAAAGAAAAAAGGUGAACAAAAAUUCUAGAAAAAGAGGUUUUAUUAUAUUAUGUUCUGCUAAGACAUGAUGACUAACUGUUAGGGAAAUGUUAGAGGGUUGUCAUCCCUAUCUUAUGUACUGUUGAAAAAAUAUGUUUGGGGAAGAAAUUGCCUUUUUUCUGUUAUGAAUUUGUUCUUCUGCUUUUUCAGACCAAAUUCUAAAAACUGGGCAUAUAUGAUGUCUAAACAAAGAAAGCACAGUUUCCCACUGAAAACAAUUGCUUAAAAGUACCUUGUUAUGGCCCAAAAAUAUUCAUUUGAGCAAGCCCCAUCUGGCUUAAUUUGAACACAGUCGCAAUUGCGAAGGGUAUACAGGUUAUUGUGAAUUUUAUCUGAUAUGUGUGUAAUGCUAGAUAAAUUCAAAGUUAAAUUUUCAUUACUAUCUUAAGAGAACACGUGCAACAGUUUAGAAAAACAAGUGCAUCUCUAGGAUUAGCACCAAUGCUUUUCUUCUGUUUUAAAAGGUCUGAAUAAAUUUGCAUUCCCCCCCCAAAAAAACUUCUCAGGCUCUUUCAGUACUUUUCAUGUACUUUGUGGUCUAUGCAGGCAAAAACAGAGGCGAUGUGCUUCUUAGAAUAAUAACUAUCAAGAGGUUUAUAUGAUGAGUUUGGAUUCAAGUAGUUGCUGUCUGUUCUUGAAGCUGUUUCAAAGCUUUGGAUGGCUGAAUACAUAUGAGUUAUUGUUUACACAAUGGAAAAAUCCCUGAAAGUAAUCAAGAUGAAUGAAACCAUUUUUCUUCAUGGUUAUUGCCAGAAGUUCUUCCAUAAAGUAAACUGUAUCCUAAGUAUUUUGAUAGGAAAGAAUCUCCAUUUUCUUUCAGUGUCACAGACCACUUCUUGCUCUGCUCCCUAAGUAACGGGAUAUACCUGCUUUCCAUCAGGUAUUUGUCUGAUUCUGCUUGUGGCACAGCAUGCAUUUUCUAACUGAUUUAGAGUCUUUUAUUUAUCUUUCUUAGGGUUGAAACCUGUUCUUAAAUGGAGGAAUAUGAGUAUAUGCAGUGUAUGUGUGCAACCUUAAUAUUUGAGACAUCAUUGCAGCCCUAAAAUCUCCAAGCCUGUUUUUGUGAGAAACUUUGAGUGCACAUCAAGUGGGGUUCCUCAGGGGCUGGCAUUUAACAGAGACUGGGUAUUUGUUGGAGACGUGGGCAGUGGGAUCGAGUGCACCCUCAGCAAAUUUACAGAUGGCACCAAGCUGUGUGGUAUGGUCAGUGUGUGAGGGAAGGGAUGGCAUACAGAGGGAUCUUGACUGGCUUGAGAGAUGGGCCCAUAAGAACCUCAUGGAGUUCAACAAGGCCAAGCACAAGGUUCUGUGCCUGGUUUGGGGCAAUCCCAAACACAGGCUAGGCAGAGACUGGAUUGAGAUGAGCCCUGGGGAGAAGGACAAGGGGGAAAGGCCUCAAGCUGAAGGAGGGUAGGUUUAGAUUAGAUGUUAGGAAAAAAUGGUGAGGCACUGGAAUAGUUUGCCAUAGAGGUUGUUGAGUCCUCAUCCCAGGUUGGAUAGGGCUCUACGACCUGGUCUAGUGGAAGGUAUCCCUACCCAUGGCAGGGGAGUUGGAACUAGAUGAUCUUUAAGGUCCCUUCCAAUCCACACCAUUCUAUGAUUCUAUGAUUCUACGUCUGAUUCCUGAUUUUGUGUUGUUUUAGUUUCUGGGAUUUUAGU
Malurus melanocephalus (red-backed fairy wren) is the source of this 11835-nucleotide messenger RNA. RefSeq names its product methyltransferase like 25 (gene METTL25). The record is from RefSeq and is a predicted model, not a curated record. The transcript is spliced from 11 exons. Bases 7099 to 8496 code for a protein of 465 amino acids. Lineage: Eukaryota; Metazoa; Chordata; Aves; Passeriformes; Maluridae.